UAGAUUUUGGUGGAAGAUGGGUCAUUAGAUUUGAAGAAGCGAAGAAAAUUGGUUAGGUCAGGUGUAAGGUGCACUCUUUUAAAAGGGUUUUCUUCUCUCAACAACUUUCAACAUCCCACCAAAUACAAACAACAAUAGUUACUUACACUCUUCCAUAGUACUCAUCGCCAACAACAACAACAACAACAACGUUUGUGUUGUGUUUCUCACCCUCUCUUCUUCUGCCAUGGAUUCUGACUAUGGUAUUCCCAGAGAACUCUCAGAUCUUCAAAAGCUUAGAUCCUUGUACCAGCCUGAGCUUCCUCCUUGCCUCCAGGGAACCACUGUGAGAGUUGAAUUUGGUGAUGCUACCACAACUGCUGACCCUUCUGAUGCCCCUGCUAUAAGCAGAGCUUUUCCACACACCUAUGGACACCCUUUGGCUCACUUUCUCAGGGCCACUGCUAAAGUCCCUGAUGCUCAGAUUAUUACUGAGCACCCACCAAUGAGGGUAGGGAUUGUUUUUUGUGGAAGGCAAUCUCCUGGAGGACACAAUGUCAUUUGGGGUCUUCACACUGCUCUCAAAAUCCACAAUCCUAAAAGUGUUCUACUUGGAUUUCUUGGUGGUUCAGAAGGUCUAUUUGCCCAGAAAACUCUGGAGAUAACUGACAGUGUUCUUUCCACAUACAAGAAUCAAGGUGGUUAUGAUUUGCUUGGUCGGACGAAAGAUCAAAUUAGGACCACAGAGCAAGUUAAUGCUGCUCUUGCUGCAUGCAACAGCUUGAAACUUGAUGGUCUUGUCAUCAUUGGGGGGGUGACAUCAAACACAGAUGCUGCCCAGCUUGCAGAAACGUUUGCUGAAGCAAAAUGCCCCACAAAGGUGGUUGGCGUUCCUGUGACUUUGAAUGGAGAUCUUAAAAAUCAGUUUGUGGAAACUAAUGUUGGUUUUGAUACCAUUUGUAAGGUGAAUUCUCAGCUCAUCAGCAAUGUCUGCACUGAUGCUCUCUCUGCGGAGAAGUAUUAUUAUUUCAUCCGUCUUAUGGGACGCAAGGCAUCACAUGUUGCUUUGGAAUGCACCCUCCAAUCCCAUCCAAACAUGGUAAUUCUUGGUGAGGAGGUUGCUGCAUCGAAGCUUACCCUUUUUGAAAUUACGAAACAGAUUUCGGAUGCCGUUCAGGCUAGAGCAGAGCAAGACAAAUACCAUGGAGUAAUCCUCCUGCCAGAAGGGUUGAUAGAGAGCAUCCCUGAAGUGUAUGCACUCUUGAAGGAAAUUCACACUUUACUCAGACAAGGUGUUGCGGUUGGCAAGAUAUCUUCUCAGCUUUCGCCAUGGGCAUCUGCUCUAUUCGAAUUUCUACCACCAUUUAUUAGGAAACAGCUACUCCUUUACCCUGAAUCAGAUGACUCUGCACAGUUGUCACAGAUUGAAACUGAGAAACUACUAGCAUACCUUGUGGAAGCAGAGAUAAACAAGCGUCAGAAAGAAGGCACAUAUAAGGGGAAGAAAUUCAAUGCCAUUUGCCAUUUUUUCGGUUAUCAAGCUCGUGGAUCCCUUCCAUCAAAGUUUGACUGUGACUAUGCAUAUGUUCUUGGACACAUCUGCUCCCAUAUACUGGCUGCAGGUUUAAAUGGAUACAUGGCAUCUUUAACCAACCUGAAGAAUCCUGUGAACAAGUGGCGAUGUGGGGCUGCUCCAAUUUCUUCAAUGAUGACUGUGAAGCGUUGGUCCCCAAAUCCAGGAGCCACAUCAAUUGGGAAACCUGCUAUUCAUCCAGCUACUGUGGAAUUGAGAGGCAAAGCAUAUGAUCUCUUGAGGAAAAACGCAACAAGCUUUCUUCUGGAUGAUAUUUAUAGAAAUCCUGGUCCACUUCAAUUUGAAGGUCCUGGUGCUGAUGCCAAACCUAUAACUCUUUCUGUUGAAGACCAGGACUACAUGGGUCGCAUUAAGCAACUUCAGGUGUACCUUGAACAGGUUCGAAACAUUGUAAAGCCGGGGUGCCCUCAAGAGGUUCUGAAAGCAGCGCUGAGUGCCAUGGGGUCUGUUACUGAAGUUCUGUCUGUCAUGACGUCGUCAGCUGCUAGUAACGGCCUUUCAUCCCUUUAAGAGUAACAGAUGGAACUUGUAUUCUUUUUGAAAUUUUGUGGCUUAACGUUGUUCUCUUUUAUUUACAUUUGAUAGCCAUGGAGGUAGCUGAUGGUUGGAAAUAAGAGUUUUGAAAUGAUGUGAACAUGAGAUUAUUGUAUUAGAAGUUUUGACUCUCUUUCAUAUAACGGUGAUUUUUUCGA
This is a messenger RNA of Lotus japonicus, 2265 nucleotides long. Its product is annotated as pyrophosphate--fructose 6-phosphate 1-phosphotransferase subunit alpha. Lineage: Eukaryota; Viridiplantae; Streptophyta; Magnoliopsida; Fabales; Fabaceae. Gene Ontology annotation, molecular function: ATP binding; diphosphate-fructose-6-phosphate 1-phosphotransferase activity; 6-phosphofructokinase activity. The transcript has 19 exons. Gene Ontology annotation, biological process: glycolytic process; response to glucose; photosynthesis. The record is from RefSeq and is a predicted model, not a curated record. Gene Ontology annotation, cellular component: cytosol. The coding region runs from base 227 to 2083 and encodes 618 amino acids.